This is a messenger RNA of Pocillopora meandrina, 2860 nucleotides long. The record is from the annotation of a GenBank genome assembly. Lineage: Eukaryota; Metazoa; Cnidaria; Anthozoa; Scleractinia; Pocilloporidae.
AUGGAGAGCAUGAAAGUUGCAACUAGAGGAAAAGUGGGUCUGCGCGAGUUAAAUCUUGGGCAUGGUAGCAAUAACGUGCGAUGGUUAAACGAUAGAGAAGACAGAAUACUGCAAACUUCUCUGAAUUCACUGGAAAAAGCUCGACAGAAAACACUUAACCGCCUUCAAAAUGAAGUCAACGGAUUGCAUUACACCUUACGAGAGCAGGCCACAAUCCGAUCACCGCCGAUCACAAAAAUAUCGCUUUUAACAGACAUUGACAAAAGCGAGACGAACACGAAAUUAUCAUCCACAGUGACUUUUGGUGAAAACUGUGAGAUUUUAGGAACUAAACUCGAUAAUCGGGCAAAGAGCUUGGAAGACUUGGAUAAUUCAGAAGAACCAACUUUAGAGCACAUUAUUCUAGAAGGUAAACCUGCGGUCUAACAGAAGUACUUUUAGUGAGUAGUUAUUAACAAGAUACAUAUAUUCUCGCAUCAGUGUUUGUUUAAGUGGAGCGCUCUUCCAUAGGUCGGCGUGUAACGAAAGCUGUCUCAGCAAUAUUCCCUAAGAAAUCGGUUGUUACAGGUCAUUGAGCAAGAAUAACUAAUUGAAUGGAGCACAGACUUGGAGAAUCGGAAGCAAAAAAAGGUUAAUUUUAAAAAAAAAAAAAAAAAAAAAACACGUAAACCCACUUUCGGCCCGGAAACUUGGAGCUGUAAGCUUUCGUUCAGCUUAAAAGUAAUUGGAAAUAUUCUCCAACGGAUGCGCGAACUGAAAUGAAUGGUAAAACUGGCGCACUGAAAGGAGUGAACACGAGUAAAGCUUUGAUGUGCUGCUUUCGCUGAAGAAGCGCGAUUUAAUACCUUUGCUAUCUUGAAAGUAUGACCAUCAUUGAAAUUGGAGUACAAGUGUUGGAGCUCUCUUCCGCAAGCGCAAAUAACACGAAACAUACAAAGCCCUCAACACAAUUAUCAUGAUUUGCAAUUUAAAGCAGAUAAGUAAUUGAUAGUAAUCUACUGCACAACACGUAAAUGAUAUUGAUUUACGACUUUAAGCCCAAAUUAUACACCGAACAACACAACUGAUACUAAGAAACAACGCUAAAUGUUACAAAAUUCCAUCUAAACGCCAAGGUAACAAAAAAAGAAAGAAAAGCCAUAACUGAAUUGUUAUCAAACGAUUUCGUUUUCCUCCUCAGUUUCUUAGUCUAACGUCAACCCAGUGAUGUUUUCUAUUCGAAGAACCAUUACAUCAUUUUUACUGCAUGCGAUGGACGACUGGAUGUCAAAAGAGCUUAAACGUAACAUCCGUAAUUAACGUGACAGUUACAAGUGGGGCAGGCGUAUACAAGUAGCAAUGGUUGAUAGAACAUAAAAGAUACGACGUAAAUAACAUAUGACCCCUGAACUUUCCAGAGGAAUAAUUAUAGCAGCUUUUGUCGUUAUGAUCUCUUAAAUGGCGUCGAUGAUAGGGCAUAAAUUGUAACUCGUUAAAUUUUCUAAAUCAUAACUCGUGAAGGUUUCAUUCCCACAAGGAAGAUGGAUUAUUCUUUACUACUAUGCUCAUUUUAAAUGUUUCAAAACAUAUUUCGUUGAAAUUGUCCUACGGUUAGUGAAACAAGACAGUUCAUCUGAUUGGGAUAGAAAACAUUGUCAUUUCCACCUUAACAAGUUUCUCUCUUUGUAAAGAAACUUGACCAUACCUUAGAAACCCACAAGUUCUUCAAAGGUGGACUGUUUGUAGCCAUUAACUAACUCGUAUCUUGCAGUUUUGCCACAAUUCGAACAAAAUAGAACGCAUAAACUAGACUGUGCUUAUAAAAUUCGGCUUUUCCGCCACAUUUCCUUGUUCUAACGUAAAACGUUCAAUAAAAAAGGAUAAAGAGUCCUCAUUUGGUUAGAAGGCCAAAUGAAAUACGUAAUCAUCUUAGGUAAGAGAAUGUACAAGCAUAGAGAAUCACUGACUCUAGCGACUUGUAAAAAGACUAACAUUCCAAUUUUUAUUCUUUCCUUCUGAGCCUCUCAAAUCAAUUAUCCUUUUUAACCUUACAGAUUCCGGUUUCUACGACAAGCAAAAAGGCAAAGGCUUAGUAAAAACCAACUAUCAAACUGAGAAUGCUUGGACAAGAAAACUCUCUUCAAGCACUGCUGGCAAGACUGCUCUAAAACGACAACUCUCGAAGCAGCACUCGAACUCAUCCGACCACUGUUCGCCUUCGGCGGCGACUUUGUUGGUUCAUCGUCGUAAAAUUUCCUUCACCGAUCCACUGUUAACAAAGGAAGGUAGGGAAGGAGGCUUGCGGAAGACGCUAAGUCAAAGUUCCUUGCAAGUUGGCUCUGACAACUUAAACCGCGCAAAGGCGAGAUCGACAGAAAUGAUAAACCUCGCCUCGACAUAUCCCAAUGGCCAUACCCUUAAUGAAUCUUUUAUGCCAUCUCUGAGAAAAGGGAGCGAGGCUGUCAGUCGUGUCACUAGCCCUAUAUUUGUGCGGAGAAAGAUUUCCCAUCAUCAUUCGUCACCUUUAUCAUCGCCUCCGAGACCGAUCAGAAAAAUCUCCUGCCCCACAAAGCUGCAGCAAUUUUCCAGAUCAGUUUGUCAAGAAGAAGUCAUACCUCUCCAACCGUCACGUGAAAAUAGCGGAAGUACGUCACGCCUUGGUGUUGCCACGAUAACCGAUCUCCCUAAGUUGUCAAUGUCACACGUGGUUGAUCAUGUGACCCAACUGGACGACGACAAAUACCCGAGAAGCAAUGCGAGUCCUUUGGGGAUUCAUGUUGACGGUAUGGAAUGUACUCUUCAGGAAAAAGUAAACAAUUUCCUUCGAAGUUUGGAAAGAAGCGACGAAACUCAAGAACCAAAAGAAAAGACAUAUACAUAA